Messenger RNA from Trichobilharzia regenti, 3793 nucleotides. The record is from the annotation of a GenBank genome assembly. NCBI's taxonomy places the organism in Eukaryota, Metazoa, Platyhelminthes, Trematoda, Strigeidida, Schistosomatidae.
CUUGGAGGUCGAACAAUCGCGCUUGUUUUGAGCCCGUACGUUUUCUUCGGAUAGAGGCUACAUUCGGUUUCUAGGUCAUGAUGAGUUCCUGUGUCGGCUAGUUAUAGGUUUUCUUGAAUUCGUUUUCCAUUGAAUUUUAAAGGUUUUUCUGGAUGUUUUGCUCAUUUUGCAGUGUGUAGGUCAGUUUUUGUCACUGGAUGCUACUAUUUAGCUUAUUUUUAGCCUAAAGUUCCCAGUUAUUAUGUUGGUAGUCAAGGAUUAUGGUAAACCUUUAAUCAUUGAGCUAAUUAACGUAUACUAUGCUAUUAUAGUAACAUAGACUAUGCUAAUAAUAGUAACAUUAAACUCCCUUGCUGUUUUGCCAUUGUUUGACAGUGAAACUGUGCGCUGAUUUUUCAGCAUGAGUGGCACUAAAUCGAACCUUCUGGGUUUGCUUAGCAACGUUGUUCCAGCCCUCACAGGACAUAUUAAGCAUGGACUAGCGUUACUCCUUAGCGGAAAGUUUUGAUUCAGCACGCAGCUAUCUUUUUAAGCACGACCUAUGUCAUUUCAGAACAUAGUGGGUAAAUAUGUCCUUCAGUUACCAUUAAAAGGCAUUAUCAAGGAAUAAGUUAGAAUAAAUUUAGAAUUGUUUUAAGCUUGGUGGUGCUGCGGUCUAAGUGAUAAAUCGUAUUAAUCACCGUUAUUCAGGAUAUGCUAUGAACCGGAAAUCCUCAGCUGAAAAACGUAUGAAUAAGACACAGAUCGGUGUAAUUUAUAACUGACUCCAAAUUGCUUUCAUCACGAAACAAUCAACCAAAGUAUGCUUUGAACUGUCGCUCUCAGCCGUUUGAAGGGAAAUUUACUUGAUUUAUGCUGACCUAGUAUGCACAAAUCCCACAGGUCAUUGAAUUGACAACUUAAAAAAGUAGAUUAGUUAAUACAUACAUUUAUCUAUAUGUAAUAAUUAAGGAUACAUUAAAUCUUUAGAAAUUGUAGUUAAAUUUUAUUCGCCUAGUAAUCAAAAAUGCAUACAUCCUAUUUUGGACUUAAAAUAGAUGCAUCGGAAUUAUUGUUGAUUUAUAUUCACUUACUAGACAUUCUCAUACAUCUUAAUGUACUUUAAACACCACCAAUGCAUCCAAAUAGCGUGUGACUAUGACAUUACACUCAUACCAAAAAAAUUAACACGGUAUUAUAUUAUGGUAAGGUAAGCCCUAAAUCAUACUGACUGUAAAUUUCCGUGUCAAAAUAAAAAGAUUACCGCUUUAACUUAUAUUUUAGACCAAUAAGAAGCCAGCUAGCUGACAGCCAAUCCAAAUCUGCCUAUAUCUAUUUUCUUUUCUUAGUAAUUACAGAAUACAUUCGUUGUAUAGCGCAGCUUAAUUGCAGGAGUUUCCCAUGUGUUGCGUUCAUACUUCUGUCUUCGUCUGCCAUGCUCUUUAUGGGUAAUAUCAUUUAAUAGUAAAUUCAUUUACUAUUAAAUGAUAUUAUGAGUUCCAUGGAACUCAUUGCUGGCACUGGAAAUAUUUUUAGAGGUUUCAAUGUUGAUUAUUCUAAAAGGCCAAAUUUGAGAGCAGUCAUAAUUACUGAGUACGUUCCCUGCAGACACCACUUCCACACAUCCCAGCUAGCAUUUUUUUCGGGCGCAUUGCAGACUUUUUGGGGCAGACUUCGGGACAGUGUCCCACGUAAAUAGAUUUACCCGAAGCUUUUUGUCCCAAAAAGUCCGGAGAAAAUGCUAGCUGGGAUGUUUAUAAAUGAAGGAAAAAGUUGUGUAAGUUGAUAUGAUUAUGAGCAAUAAUUUGUGCUCGAAAGGUCAUCACUUAAUAUUACUGUGUUACAAUGUGUGACUUAUCAGAAUAAAAUCUUAUGCAUAAUGGAGUUAUACUCUACUGCAGUUCCCAAGUUUUAUACUUAUAUGGCACUGAAUCUAAGAUGUCGGUUAUCAUGAAUUUAUGGCGGUUAAUGUAGCUGAAUAAACUGGCGUGGAUGUGGAAGGUAUGUGGGGGAUAUGUACAUAAUCCAUCGGGUCCGACAUCGCACAAAGUCGUUUCAUUCUAUGGUCCUUGCUUCAUCACGAAAAAAUAUUUCCGCAUUCCCUGACAUUAGAUCUGCAUAAUUGUAGACUUGGGAAUACAAAAGAGGAAGUUCGUCAGAAAUUAUAAAUCAGCGCAAUAUCGAGAGCAAGCACAUGAGAUGGGAAGUAUUUCAAUUAAUUACUUCCAUAUCUGAAUUUUGCCAAGUUCUUGCGAUAACUUUUAAUUUGACAUGGGUGUAACGCUUUUAAGACUAGAAGCACGACUUCGAGGACGUAUGAUUAUAAUUGUUGUGAUUAUGAACAGUACAUUUUGUAAAUAAUACUGCUUCAAUGUGUGAUAUAUCUAAUAAACAAAUAUGGAAUUACUUACUACCACAGUGCCCAAGUUUUACACUUAUAGAAUUUCAGAUACCUGACACUGAUUCAGAUUCAGAUGAUAAGGAUAUAAGGCUCUUGUGGCCUGUGUUAAUCCUUGCAAAAUAUAUCUCUGCAGAGAUCUAACUUCUCUUUGAAAGCGUUCACCGAUGGAGCUGAUACUACUGAAUCAGGUAAGGAUUUCCAGUCGUUGACCACUCUGUCAGAGAAUCUAAAUUCUGCACGUAUUUUAGUCGUCCUCGGUUUGAGCACCUUUUGCGGUGACCCCGUAAAUGUAUCCUAGAAGGGGAGAAAAGGUUAGAAAGGUCAGUUCCUAAAUCACCCUUAAGUAUACGAUAUGCUAAAAUUAAGUCGCCUCUUUUCCUUCUGUAUGAUAACUUGAACAGAUUUAAAUGCUCCAUCCUUAUCACUAACUAAUUUUGUUCCUACUCUCUGUACUCUUUCCAGGAUAUGUGCCUCCUUUUUGAAGCAUGGACUCGCCGCUUGUAUGCAGUGUUCUAGAACACUCAAGUACCUUUCCAGUAAAUUCCUACCAUCAAAGUAAAUAUUUUUGGAAAAUUAUGGUCAGUUUACGAGCUUUCGUCGUCGGCUGCACUGGGGAGACAGGCAAGGCAUUGAUAAAAGCACUGGCCAAAGAUUCUAGAUACAGCUCUGUCAAACUAAUACAAAGACGCGAAACUGAGGUUGAUUAUGGAUCUGAGGCUACAGAAAUUGAAAAUCGUUUCACUCAGAUUGUUAUAGAUUUUGACCGUCUGGAUGACUACAAGGAAGUGUUUCAAGGUACUGACAUUGGAUUCUGUGCACUUGGAACAACAUUAAAAAAAUCAGGAAAAGAGAAGAUGAAAGUAAUUGAUCAUGACUAUGUGAUACGUAUUGCCGAAUUAAGCUCCGCUGCUGGUUGUAAAGAAUUUCAUCUUGUCAGUUCUAAAGGAGCAAAUAAAGCAAGUUCAUUUUUCUACCUACAACUGAAAGGUGAAAUAGAAUCAGAUUUAAUAUCACUUAAUUUAUUUUCCAAGUGUCUUGCAAUCUAUCGUCCGGGUACUUUGUUAUGCUCUCGUGUUGAAUCUCGUCCAGUUGAAAGAGUUUUCCAAUUAUUACUAAAACCUGUUGCAUAUAUGGCACCUACAUUACUGACAACCCCAGUUGAUACUCUUGCACAAGCUAUGGCUCGGGCACCAUUUUCUGCAAAGUUGAACAGUGAUAGCCCUACGCAAACAGAAAAGUCGUUACCGAAAAAUAUUCAUAUUUUAGAGAAUCAUGACAUUUUUAGUCUUGCUAAAGAUGAUGGGUCAGCAUAGUUUAUUAUGUUAUAUUUUAAAUUAUUGUACAAUGUGAUUUUACUAAACCUGCUAAUAUCAGCAUUCUUGUGUAAUCUAUAUAUAUAUAUAUAUAUAUAUA